This is a messenger RNA of Rhizophagus irregularis DAOM 181602=DAOM 197198, 399 nucleotides long. RefSeq lists its product as uncharacterized. Lineage: Eukaryota; Fungi; Glomeromycota; Glomeromycetes; Glomerales; Glomeraceae. The record is from RefSeq and is a predicted model, not a curated record.
AUGAUUUUCCCUGCAUCUUUCAAACAUGCACAAAAAAUUAAAAAGAAUUUAUCUUUUACGCGUUUGGUUUUGUCCUUUUCUACAUUACGUACAUUGGUUCUACCCUUCUCAUGUCCUCUCCGAUCUGUAGAUCUAUUUCAACAAUCUUUUCCUGACUCUUCUACAACUACUCCUCAUAUUUUAAUUACGACUGACACCUCUGAUAGUGAUAUUAGUGCUCCUCUCUCAGUCUCUCCUUUAAACUGUACACCUGCGGAUUUCUUACCUUCAGUUUCUGCUUCAGCCCUCCCUUAUGAUAACACACAGCAUUCAUCAUACACUUUCAUGUUACGUACUAUCCUAGAUGGAUGGAUACAACCUGCUCGAAAUGUUGGAUCUAAUUGUUUAUAUUUUAUUUGA